This is a messenger RNA of Fusarium oxysporum Fo47, 405 nucleotides long. RefSeq lists its product as uncharacterized. The transcript has a single exon. NCBI's taxonomy places the organism in Eukaryota, Fungi, Ascomycota, Sordariomycetes, Hypocreales, Nectriaceae. The annotation marks the transcript as partial. The record is from RefSeq and is a predicted model, not a curated record.
AUGGCAACUCUCAAUACCACAGAAUCUUCAUGUACCUUUGGCGAUUACUUACCCUUGGUGGACCCUCAACUGGCAGAACAUCCUGGAGCGCUGGUUCAAGAGGCUUUUGGACAAUCUGGUUCACCGAAAGAAGAUUUUUCCUUCUCCAAAACAUCUCAUGCUGAAGAGAAACUUGAAGAACAAAGAAUCCAGAUACAUAUCCUCAAAUUAGAGGUCCAGCGAUGUGAAGAAUUAUUGCGAGAGAGAGAUUCUACAAUCGAAACACAGCGUUUCCACAUUGGCGACUUAUAUGGCAAUGUAUGCCGGUUGACGAACGAGAAAGGAGAGCUCGAGACCACCGUCACGAGCCUCCGAAACCAGUUCAAAGAUUUCGAAAAGAAUGAUUGGCAAUUAUACAGCGGUGUG